Messenger RNA from Antrostomus carolinensis (chuck-will's-widow), 730 nucleotides. Its product is annotated as polyadenylate-binding protein 2-B. The record is from RefSeq and is a predicted model, not a curated record. The annotation marks the transcript as partial. The transcript has 7 exons. Gene Ontology annotation, biological process: nuclear-transcribed mRNA catabolic process, deadenylation-dependent decay. Gene Ontology annotation, cellular component: nucleus. Lineage: Eukaryota; Metazoa; Chordata; Aves; Caprimulgiformes; Caprimulgidae. Gene Ontology annotation, molecular function: poly(A) binding.
UCCUCUCUUCCUGGACACUUCAGGGAUCUGGUGGCAGGACCCACCAUCCCGGGCAGCAGUGGAGGCGUCCUGGGACGUUGCAGAGAUGGCAGCUCUGCGGAAAGCUGUGGAUGAUGACUCGGACCUGAGCCAUCUGGAGGGGGACAGCGCGGAGGAGCUGGCUGUGCCCGACCCGGAGCUGGAGGCCAUCAAAGCCAGAGUGAGAGAGAUGGAGAAAGAGGAUGAGAGGCUGAAGGAGUUGCAGCUGGAAGCUGAGAACCGCCUCAUCAUGAGCUCGGAGGCAGGUCUCUUCCCAAAGACAACCGAGGAGAAGAUGGAGGUUGACCAGCGAUCUAUCUACGUGGGCAAUGUGGAUUAUGGUGGCACAGCAGAAGAGCUGGAGUCUCACUUCAACAGCUGUGGCCUUUGGGAGCAGCGAGGUGUCCCUGGAGCUCUGCUCACCUUGUCCCCUUGCAGGUAUGCCUACAUUGAGUUUGAAGAGAAGAGCUCUGUGAAGGCUGCGGUGGAGCUGGAUGAGAGCGUGUUCAGAGGUCGUGUCAUUAAGGUGCUGCCCAAGAGGACCAACAUGCCGGGCAUCAGCACGACCGACCGUGGAGGAUACCGGGGCCGUUUCCAAGCCCGGGGAGGGCUCGGCCAGCGAGGAGGCUACUAUGGAGGGCAGCACCCCAGGGUGAGAGGGAGGACGUACAGGGGUCGGGCAAGGCUGCUGCCUUGGUAUUUUCCAUACUAG